AUGGGUCAAAGCCUUCGAAUUAGGACAUAUAAUAUUCUUCCCCUUGUUUUCAUACAUCUAACCCAUUUGAUGUCUAGUACCUUUGGAAAGCCAAAGGCAAGCACAACUUUUCUGCCACCCAAGCUACAAAAUCUCCAUCUUGCAUAUAGGCUUCGAGAUGACCCUAGUGCCAUCAAAUUAGCCUCGAGCGAUUACGGAAAUAUAGUUAAAGAGAUCCCAGCUGCAGUUCUUUAUCCAACUUCCAUCAAUGAUAUUGCAAGCUUAAUCAAAUUUGCAGACAGUAAUAAUGCUUCUGCUCCAUUUAAUAUAGCUGCAAGAGGACAAGGCCAUUCUGUUCAUGGACAAGCAAUGGCUCGAAAUGGGGUUGUGGUGAACAUGAAUUCCUUGAAAAACAAUAGAAAUGGGAAUGGAGUUAAGGUGGUCUCAUCUGCUGCUGUAUCAUCAAUGGGACGUUGGUAUGCAGAUGUUGGGGGAGAGCAGCUUUGGGUAGAUGUAUUGAAUGCUACACUUGAACAUGGGCUUGCACCGGUAUCUUGGACAGAUUAUUUGUACCUCACUGUUGGGGGGACACUUUCGAAUGCUGGGAUUAGUGGGCAAACCUUCCGUUACGGUCCUCAGAUCAGCAAUGUCUAUGAAAUGGAUGUCAUCACUGGGAAAGGAGAUUUUGUGACAUGCUCCCCGAAAAAAAACACCGAUGUCUUUUAUGCAGUUCUUGGAGGUUUAGGCCAAUUUGGGAUUAUAGUCAGAGCAAGAAUCGCGUUGCAGUCAGCACCAAAGAGGGUUAAGUGGGUUCGAAUGCUUUACAACGACUUCUCAGCAUUUGCUAGAGACCAAGAACACUUGAUUUCAAUUAGUGGAAGGGUUGAUGAGCAAAAGUACAUGAUUGCAGUUGAUUAUUUAGAAGGUUUACUUCUCAUGAACCAUGGUCCCCUCGAUCAUUGGAGAACAUCCUUUUUUCCAUCAAAGGAUCACUUCAGAAUCAGUUCUCUAAUUACAAAAUAUGGCAUCAUAUACUGUCUAGAAAUAGCCAAAUAUUAUGAUGAUUCCACUCUUAAUUCAGUGGACGAGGAACUCCAAGUUUUGUUCCAAAUGUUGAGCUUCAUCCCAGGAUAUACGUUCGAGAAAGACUUCUCGUAUGCAGAUUUUUUGACCAGAGUUGCGCAGAUUGAAGAUCAGCAAAUUAGAGUUCAUGAGUCGUCACAAGGUCGACAAUGGGAUGAUAAUCUUCAUCCAUGGCUGAAUCUGUUUCUACCAAAAUCCCAUAUCUCAGACUUCAACUCUGGUGUUUUCAAGGACAUUGUUCUUAAACGAAACAUUACUACGGGACUUGUCCUUGUUUACCCCAUGAACCGAAACAAGUGGGAUGACAGAAUGUCUGCAGUUACACCAGAUGAAGAUGUUUUCUACACUGUUGGGUUUUUGCAUUCAAGUGGGUUUGAUUCCAGCUUGGAGAUGCUUGAUGUACAAAACAAAGACAUACUUCAGUUUUGUUAUAAUGCCAGCAUCAAGGUUAAGAAGUAUCUUCCCAACUACAAGACAAAGGAAGAAUGGAAAAACCUGCAUUUUGGCAUGAAGUGGGAAACUUUUCAGGAGAGAAAAGCUCAGUUUGAUCCCAAAAUGAUACUAUCACCAGGACAAAGAAUUUUCAAUAACAACUAA
Messenger RNA from Juglans regia (Persian walnut), 1659 nucleotides. RefSeq names its product cytokinin dehydrogenase 3-like. NCBI's taxonomy places the organism in Eukaryota, Viridiplantae, Streptophyta, Magnoliopsida, Fagales, Juglandaceae. The record is from RefSeq and is a predicted model, not a curated record. The transcript has 5 exons. The coding region runs from base 1 to 1659 and encodes 552 amino acids. Gene Ontology annotation, molecular function: FAD binding; cytokinin dehydrogenase activity. Gene Ontology annotation, biological process: cytokinin metabolic process.